This is a messenger RNA of Colletotrichum fioriniae, 483 nucleotides long. Lineage: Eukaryota; Fungi; Ascomycota; Sordariomycetes; Glomerellales; Glomerellaceae. The record is from RefSeq and is a predicted model, not a curated record.
AUGACGGGCUCCUGGUUCCAAAAGCAGUUCUCCCUGCCCGCCCGCUCGCGCGGCUCCUACCUCAUCACGGACGAGAUCGUCGGCGCCCUCCCGGAGCUCAAGAAUUAUAAAGUCGGCAUCCUUCACCUGUUUGUCCAGCACACGAGCUGCGCCCUCAGCCUCAACGAGAACUGGGACGACGACGUCCGCGCCGACAUGAGCGAUGCGCUGGACCGCAUCGCGCCCGAGGCCGGGCCCAAGGGCCAGGAGCUGUACCGCCACAGUGCUGAGGGUCCCGACGACAUGCCGGCGAGUUUUUCUUUUCUGUCUCUCUCUCGAGAUGCUCACAUCAAGAGCGCUCUCGUUGGCGCGAGUGUUACUAUCCCGAUCAAGGAUGGCAAGUUGGCCACCGGAACUUGGCAAGGAAUCUGGUACCUGGAGUUCAGGGCUAGCAAGCACCAGCGCCGCCUCGUGGCCACCAUCCAGGGAGAGCCCAAGGCGUGA